CCGAGGGUGGUGCCGCCCUUUGGACCUCCAGGUUCGGUUCACCCGGGGUGCGAGCGCCGCUCAGCUCCGCCCAGUCCUCGCAGGGAACCCGGCCCGGGCAGGCGAUGGCCACGACGACCAGCUCAGCGCCCCGCGUCCGGGAGAUCUUCGACUCGCUGGAGUACGGACCAGCCAUGGAGAGCGACGCAUGCGCCGUGGCCUGGCUGGAUGCCCACAGUCCACUGGGUCACUUUGUCGGUGGAGAGUGGCUCAGACCUGAAGGCAGUAGUUCUGUGCCUUGCCAGGACCCCAUCACAGGGAAAACCUUAGCAACCUGUCUCCAGGCCUCGGCCUCGGAGGUUGCAGCCGCAGUGGAUAAAGCUCGGGCUGAGCUGGAAAACUGGAGCCGUGUGCCCGUCUGCCGCCGCACCCAGUACCUGACCAGUCUGGCGAAGGUGAUUCAAGAGAAUGAGCGGCUGUUGUGGACCCUUGAUUCGCUGGUCACGGGUCGGUCGGUUCGAGAAGUUCGCGACCGGGAUGUGCCACUGGCCCUGCAGCUGCUCCAGUACUACGCAGACCAAAGCCUCUUCCUGGAGAAGGAGCUGUCAGGCUGGAAGCCGAUGGGCAUCGUGGGCAUCAUCUUGCCCCCUACCUUCUCCUUCGUGGAGAUGAUGUGGCGGAUCUGCCCUGCCCUGGCUGCGGGCUGCAUAGUGGUGGUCCUAGCACCCCCGCCCUGCCCCACAUUGCUGCUCCUGGCCCAGCUAGCGAAGCAGCUGGACUCUUGCCCAAAGAUCCUGAAUGUCAUCUGUGGUCCUGCCUCUUUGGGCCCUGUCCUGGCCGCCCAGCCCGGAGUGUGCAAAGUGGCCUUUUGUGGUGCUGUGGAGGACGGCCGUGCCCUGCGCCAGAGCAUGGCGGGCACCGGGGUCGAUCUAGGGCUGGCCCUGGGCGCCGAGUCACUGCUGCUGCUGACUGAUGCAGCCGAUGUGGACUCAGCUGUGGAGGGCAUCGUGGAUGCGGCCUGGUCCGACCGCAGUCCGGGUGGCCUCCGGCUCCUCAUCCAAGAGUCCGUGUGGGAGGACAGCAUGACACGGCUCCGGGCACGCAUGGCACAUAUUCGGGCCGGCCAAGGGCUGGACGGAGCUGUGGAUAUGGGCAUCCGAGGGGCGGCCUCGAGGGACCUGGCCCAACGCUACAUCUGCGAGGCCAAGAACCAGGGCGCACAGGUGUUCCAGGCAGGGGAUAUGCCUUCACAUGGCCCAUUCUUCCCACCCACCUUGGUCUCCGACCUGCCCCCUGCGUCCCCAUGUGCUCAGGCAGAGGUGCCGUGGCCCAUGGUGCUGGCCUUCCCUUUCCACACCCCCAAGGAGGCGCUGGCACUGGCCAAUGGGACGCCCCGGGGGGCCAGUGCCAGCGUGUGGAGUGAACGGCUAGGCCAGGCCCUGGAGCUGAGCUACAGCCUCCAGAUGGGCAGUGUCUGGAUCAAUGCCCACGGCCUCCGAGACCCCGCGGUGCCCACUGGUGGCUGUAAAGAGAGUGGAUCCUCCUGGCACGGGGGUAUAGAGGCGCUGUACGAGUACCUUCGGCCUGAGAAGAUGCCCGGCCUGCCGCCCCUCAUCUCUGAGCAUCUGGACUACAAAACCUUCGGCCUCUCCACCUCCACCCUCCCGGUGGAGCAUAUGACCCAAAACAACCCAGUACGCCCCUAUGGGCUCUUCGUGGGAGGCCGCUUCCAGGCGACAGGGUCCCGGAGCUUGCGGCCUAUUGAGGAUUCAAAAGGCCGCCUCCACUGUUAUGUGACUGAGGGGGGAGCCAGAGACAUCCAGGAAGCUGUGGAAGCUGCCCAGAAAGCCGCCUCGGGGUGGCUGACUCAGUUGCCGGCAACUCGGAGGGCAGUGCUCUGGGAGCUGGCGAAAGCACUGGAGAAACCCAAUUCUACGCUGCAAGAAUACCUGAGUUCGAACAAUGAUGAUAUGAAACUGAGUGUCAAGCAGCUGAAGGACUGGGGGUUGCGUGCAGCACAGAGCCAAGGGCAGACCCUGCAGGUAUCCGAGCUGCGGGGCCCCGUGCUCCAGCUGCGGGAACCCGUGGGCGUGAUUGCCAUCGUGUGCCCGGACGAAGAGCCACUACUCGGCUUUGUGUCCCUGCUGGCCCCCGCCCUCGCCUAUGGCAACGCCGUGGUGGUCGUACCCAGUCGCACCUGCCCCCUCCCCGCCUUGGAGAUUUGCAGGAACCUGCCCAAAUCGAUGCCCGCGGGCCUCGUGAACGUGCUGACGGGAGACCAGGACCACCUGACCCGAGUUCUAGCCUUGCACCAGGACGUCCAGGCCCUGUGGUAUUUCGGAUCUGAGCAGGGCUCCCAAUUUGUGGAGUGGGCCUCGGCAGGAAACCUGAAGUCUGUGUGGGUAAACUGGGGCCAACGGCAGAACUGGGACCAGGAGGAUAAGGAUAAGGAGGCCUGCAUCGAGAUGACCCGGCGGGCCACGCGAAUCAAGACCCUGUGGCUGCCCAUGGGAGACUGAUGGAGGACGCAACCCUAACCCUGAGACCUUCCUCAUCCCCCAUUGCCUGGGUACAAUAAAUUCGCCUCCACCCUGGCUGAGCUUGCGAGGGCGUGAGGUGAGGGAGUGUCAGCA
Molecule: messenger RNA, 2612 nt
Organism: Suncus etruscus (white-toothed pygmy shrew)
Lineage: Eukaryota; Metazoa; Chordata; Mammalia; Eulipotyphla; Soricidae
Gene: ALDH16A1
Product: aldehyde dehydrogenase 16 family member A1
Exons: 17
Coding region: 105-2498 (797 amino acids)
Molecular function (GO): oxidoreductase activity, acting on the aldehyde or oxo group of donors, NAD or NADP as acceptor
Source: RefSeq, a predicted model, not a curated record